Messenger RNA from Cloeon dipterum, 1943 nucleotides. RefSeq names its product tetracycline resistance protein, class C-like. Gene Ontology annotation, cellular component: membrane. Gene Ontology annotation, molecular function: transmembrane transporter activity. Lineage: Eukaryota; Metazoa; Arthropoda; Insecta; Ephemeroptera; Baetidae. The transcript has 12 exons. The record is from RefSeq and is a predicted model, not a curated record. Gene Ontology annotation, biological process: transmembrane transport. Bases 187 to 1737 code for a protein of 516 amino acids.
CAUUAGUGCUGUACCCGCCGGUCACGUGCAUCUCGGGCCAGAAGCAAGCAAGUAGCGCGGCGACCAGAUCGAUCUUUGUCAGCGCCGGUCCGCGAGAAAAGGCUUGGUCAGCAGCGCUCGGUGCAGCGCAACGUGUGCAGGAUAUAUGAAUCAUAAGAUUAUUUUAACUUCCGAAGGAUAAAAGAAAUGGCAUCUCUUGACAACCCAGACGAAAUCACUCCAAAGGACGAGUCGAGCGUCGCGUUUAUCGCCGUUGAAUCUGGAGUGAAGGAUGAGCAACAAAAGCCGCACAAUUUUUAUGAAAACUCUCUGCGGAUCGUCAAAUCUACAAGCGUAGAGCCGGUUCUGGUCCUCAGCAUGAUGACGGUCGCUAUUGUCCAGGUAAUCUCGCAAAGCUGGCUGCUGCGCCUGGCGUGCGAGGAAUUAACGGCUAGCGAGUGCAAUGCGACGCAUCCCGAAUCCUGCACCGUCAACUGCAACCUCCAAGAAACGCAGGUCGAACUGCAGAGGAAGGUGGCUGAAGUUCAGGCCUGGCGGUCUGCCAUUGAGUUCUCGCUGCCGCUCGUACUCGUGCCCUUCUUGGGCGCCUGGAGUGAUGCGGAAAAGAACAGACGCCUGCCUGUCAUUCUCUACGCGCUCGUUGGAAGAAUCGCGCAGCUACUUCUAGUGAUCUUACUUCUCCUUUUGCCUUCUGCCCCGUCACUGCUGGUGGCUGGCCUGUGUUUGGCCGUUCCUGUGGCCGUCACGGCCUCCAGCAUGACCGUCGACAUGGCCGCAUACAGCUACAUUUCUGAUACGACAGCCAAAAAGAUUAGGACCGUGCGGCUGGGCUUGGCGAACGCCUGCUGGUGUCUGGGCAGCGUCCUCGGUCUUCUCAUGUCAGGGCUGUUGCUCCGCCUGGGCGGAGAGCUGCUGGCUUUUACCACCGCGCUUGGAUUGCAGAUUCUUGCCUGCCUUGUCAGCGUGUGGCGAAUGAAAAAAUUGAGUGAAGAAAAUGAGAUGUCUUCCGAAGUUGAAGAGGAAGGCGACAUGCAAGAAAAAAAGCAGACCACUCAUUGCGGUCUAAUUCUGGAGCCGAUUUCAGUGGCAGUGGCGAAACGACCGGGCAAAGGCAGAAUUCUAAUUCUCCUCAUGCUGUUCAAUAUGUUCCUCGCCUUUGGAGCCAGUUGCGGGCGUCAAGCUAUUAUGUUUCUGUACACGCGGCUGCGGUUUCAAUGGGAUGAAGUAGAGUAUGGAUUUUACGGAACUUUCCUGAUGCUCAUGGAAGUGAUAGGAAGCGUGAUAGCAAUGUCCAUAUUCAGCCACAAACUCAAACUUUCGGACGCAGUGGUUGGCCUCAUGUCGUGCGUUAGCCAAGUUCUUUCGAGCACCUUUUACACUUUUGCCAAGUCAACUUUGGGUAUGUACAUCGCUCCCCUGGUCGAGAUUGCAAACGGACAAGUUGUCGUGAUACCCAGGGCAAUGGUGACAAAGUUGACCGGGUCCAACGAACAAGGAAAGGUGCACGCUUUGUUUGGCUGUGUGGAGGCAGUGGUGCCGCUGGUUUUCGAGCCGCUCUACAACAGUGUGUACGCAGCCACUUUGGACACAGUGCCGCAGCUGGUCUUCUGGCUCUCGGCCAUUUUCACUCUUCCCCCGACCUUUCUUUUCAUCUGGCUGCAAUGGGGCAGCGGAAAAAAUUGGAUUGCUAAAGGAGAACAGAGGUCAUCCACUGACAAUGAAGAGCAGAAAUCCUAGCCAUUUUAUCAUGUCUCACAACAUGUCAUUCAAAUGAUAAGCAAUUUUAACUUCUAAAUUGACACCAACAGGGUUUAUUCAAGUUACAAAGUUUUUUCAAGGAAGCAUUUUUAGUUGAUUAAGUAAAUUUAAAUACAGCGCAAGACGUCUGAUAAUUUUCCAACCAAAGAUUGUGAAUAAAAUAUCAAGAAACUUACACAAUGCCA